UCAGCGAUCUCAUCGCUUCCGACUUUGAGUUAAGUCCUCCCCUCACAAAUUAUCGAUAUAACGGAUUACAGCACUAAUUUUACUUGAUUUAGAAAUCCCAGAGCUACCAUGGCUCGAGAAUAUGAUCAUUUAUUUAAACUCUUAAUUAUAGGUGAUAGUGGUGUUGGAAAAAGCAGUUUACUGUUACGAUUUGCUGAUAAUGUAUUCUCAGGAACUUACAUCACAACAAUAGGAGUAGAUUUUAAAAUCCGAACCAUUGAGGUCAAUGGAGAACGGGUCAAGCUACAAAUAUGGGAUACUGCUGGUCAGGAGCGGUUUAGAACAAUUACAUCCACGUAUUACAGAGGUACACAUGGUGUGCUAGUUGUGUAUGAUGUAACCAGCGGAGAGUCAUUUGCUAAUGUCCAGAGGUGGCUGCAUGAGAUAGACCAGAACUGUGAUGUGGUCAAUAGAGUUUUAGUGGGCAACAAAGAUGAUGACCCAGACAGGAAGGUCGUGCUAACCCAAGAUGCCCAGAGAUUUGCCGAGCGCAUGCAGAUUCAGCUGUUUGAGACCAGCGCCAAAGACAACAAAAAUGUAGAAGAGAUGUUUAUGGCAAUUACUAAGUUAGUUCUGGAGUCGAAGCGCAAGAUGCAGGAAGAAGCGAGGAAACCACCAGCCCAGACAAUACGUGUGGGGCCUGGGGCUGCCAAGCAAGCUAAGAAAAAGUGCUGUGUUAGGCCCAGAGUGAGUUAUUUUACUAAUCGCUUUCAAUCCUUCUCAUCUCUUACAUUUAAGUUUUUACCAAUGGCGCAGAUGGACGAUAUACCCACUUUUAAGUUGGUUCUUGUUGGAGACGGUGGUGUGGGUAAGACUACAUUUGUCAAGCGUCACAAGACUGGAGAGUUUGAAAAGAAAUAUGUUGCUACUUUGGGAGUUGAGGUCCACCCUUUAGUUUUUCACACAAGUAGAGGGCCCAUAAAGUUCAAUGUUUGGGACACUGCUGGUCAAGAAAAAUUUGGAGGCCUUCGAGAUGGUUAUUACAUUCAAGGUCAGUGUGCCAUUAUCAUGUUUGAUGUCACAUCUCGCGUCACAUACAAAAAUGUUCCCAACUGGCACAGAGACUUGGUCAGAGUCUGUGAAAACAUACCUAUUGUGCUCUGUGGUAACAAAGUGGAUAUUAAAGACAGGAAAGUCAAAGCCAAAACAAUCGUUUUCCAUAGGAAGAAGAACUUGCAGUACUAUGACAUCAGUGCAAAGAGUAAUUACAACUUUGAGAAACCCUUCUUGUGGUUGGCAAGGAAAUUGGUAGGAGACCCCAAUCUGGAGUUUGUUGAAAUGCCUGCUCUCAUCCCACCAGAAGUCCAGAUGGAUGCUGCUCUUGCUCGUAAAUAUGAAGAUGAAUUGAGGGUGGCACAAGAAACAGCCCUGCCUGAUGAUGAAGAAGAUCUUUAAACAAACUUGUUGCCUGUUUAUACGGUUAGGAUUGCCCACUGUUUUAAGUUGCAACUCUGUUGACUGGCCGAUUUAUUUCAGUUUAUUCCUGGGAGAUUUAUAGUACUAUUGCACUUGGAAUGUUGUAUAGAAUUGACUGUUUUUAAGACUCAAGUAAAUUAAACACAGGAAUAUUGA
Molecule: messenger RNA, 1611 nt
Organism: Physella acuta
Lineage: Eukaryota; Metazoa; Mollusca; Gastropoda; Physidae
Biological process (GO): protein import into nucleus; ribosomal subunit export from nucleus
Cellular component (GO): nucleus; cytoplasm
Molecular function (GO): GTP binding; GTPase activity
Source: RefSeq, a predicted model, not a curated record